AUUGCACCUCUUACAAUCGCACUCCUCAAAGCAUAUACUCAUUCACAUAUAAACUGAUUGAAGUGAGAGAAAAGAAAGUAAGAAAGUGAGAGAAAAUAAACAAAAUGGAAAACUUUCCAAUUGUUGACAUGGGGAAGCUUAACACAGAAGAGAGAAAAGCAACCUUGGAUAAGAUGAAAGAUGCUUGUGAGAACUGGGGUUUCUUUGAGUUGGUGAACCAUGGUAUAUCUAUUGAGUUGAUGGACACAGUGGAGAAGCUGACAAAAGAACACUACAAGAAGUGUAUGGAACAAAGAUUCAAAGAAAUGGUUGAAAGCAAAGGUUUGGAGUAUGUUCAGUCAGAAAUAAAUGAUUUGGAUUGGGAAAGCACUUUCUUUUUGCGCCAUCUUCCUGUUUCUAACAUUUCAGAGAUCCCAGAUCUUGAUCAAGAUUACAGGAAGGUAAUGAAGGAAUUUGCAGUGAAAUUGGAGAAAUUAGCUGAGGAACUACUUGACUACUUGUGUGAGAAUCUUGGACUUGAGAAAGGGUACUUGAAGAAAGUGUUUUAUGGAUCAAAGGGUCCAAAUUUUGGGACAAAAGUUAGUAACUACCCUCCUUGUCCUAAGCCUGAACUCAUCAAAGGACUUAGAGCCCACACAGAUGCUGGUGGCAUCAUACUACUCUUCCAAGAUGACAAAGUUAGUGGAUUGCAGCUCCUCAAGGAUGAUAAGUGGAUUGAUGUUCCACCAAUGCGUCACUCUAUUGUCAUCAACCUUGGUGAUCAACUUGAGGUGAUAACCAAUGGGAAGUACAAGAGUGUGAUGCACAGAGUAAUUGCUCAAACAGAUGGUGCUAGAAUGUCCUUAGCUUCAUUCUACAAUCCAGGGGAUGAUGCUUUAAUCUCUCCAGCACCAACCUUAGUAAAGGAAAAUGAAACAAGUGAAAUCUACCCAAAAUUUGUCUUUGAUGAUUACAUGAAGCUCUAUGUUGGUCUCAAAUUCCAAGCUAAAGAGCCUAGAUUUGAAGCUAUGAAGGCCUUAUCAAGUGUUGAUGUGGGACCCGUAGUGACAGUCUAAGUUGUUGCUGAGCAUAUGAAAAAGCAUAUUAGAAUAUUAAUUAUAUAUGCUUAUGCUAAUAAGCUGAGUUUAUGUGUGUGUGUGUGAUAAUUGGUUUGGGAGCUUAAGAUUGUGCAGUCUAAAUGUUAGUUUAUAUUAAAAUAAAGUAUGAUUAUUAGCUCGAUCUUAGAUUGUGUGUGGAUCACUAAUCAGUGAUGUUGUCUGUGAUGAUUAACUGAUUAAGUUAUGUAAUGUGAUGUAGUACUGUUCUAUAAAGCAAAACAAUUAAGGAGCUGUCUUUUAUGAUUCCUCUUUGGCU
Messenger RNA from Cicer arietinum (chickpea), 1353 nucleotides. RefSeq names its product 1-aminocyclopropane-1-carboxylate oxidase (gene ACO1). The record is from RefSeq and is a predicted model, not a curated record. Lineage: Eukaryota; Viridiplantae; Streptophyta; Magnoliopsida; Fabales; Fabaceae.